Molecule: messenger RNA, 1378 nt
Organism: Cryptomeria japonica (Japanese cedar)
Lineage: Eukaryota; Viridiplantae; Streptophyta; Pinopsida; Cupressales; Cupressaceae
Exons: 3
Coding region: 264-1247 (327 amino acids)
Molecular function (GO): protein binding
Source: RefSeq, a predicted model, not a curated record
CUUAGAAAAUCGUAACCCCGGCCGCUAUCUUAAAUUUUGUAACUUCCCAUUCUUUUCUCCAUUUUACUUUGUCAUCGAUUCUUAUAUCUCGUGGAUGCAUAUUUCCACGCUCCUUUCAAUGACAUGUAUACAGUGCACUGCACUUUAGAUCAAAAUGAACGGUGUUUCGACUUUGCUCCAUCCCUCACAAUAUAUAACACAACUUCUGUUCUAGUGUAGUUCGUGAUUUUUUGUGGGGAUUAAAUUAUAGGCAAGCAGCAGAAAUGAGAAUGAAUAGGGAACUCUUCGAGGCAUUGGAAAGUGGUGAUGUCGCUAACAUUCAAAGAUUACACAGGCAGAACUCGCAUGUUUUGCUUGAAGUUACAUUCCAGGGAGAUACUUCUCUGCACAUUGCUGCAAGGGAAGGUCAUCUGCCCAUCGUUGAGUGGAUUCUUCGAGUGAAACCCUCUUUGGCUGGAGCCCGAAACAAAGAUCGCAAUACGCCACUACAUGAAGCUGCUAAAUGCGGCAAUCGAGAGCUAGUCAGAAUUCUCCUCCUACGCAAAACUAAUUCUGCCUACUAUUGCAAUAUGUUUGGAGAGACGGCUCUGAUAAUAGCUUGCAGGUAUGGCCAUGUGGAAACAGUUAGGCUUUUGUUGGAAACCAGGUCAUAUAACGACUUAGGGGAAAUGCGUCGUUCGUUUCGAGUGGCAGCUCACGGAAGAUAUCCAGAUGUAGCGAAAGCCAUACUUCAAAAUCCCAUCAAACCCCAGCUGUUCCGUCGUCUGCGACUUGUUUUACGUGAAUGGGAUACAUAUGAAGAUGUAGCGAAGAACGUGCUUCAUAAAUUCACCGAACUCCGUCGUCGAACUACCAUAUUUCAUAAUCUAUAUGACGCCGUCCAUGGAGGACAUCCGGAGAUUGUAGAGGCAGUGCUAAAUUCUCCUGCGUGGAAAGACCAUUUAAUGACGAAGGAGGACAUACCUGGAACGUGGACGUGUGCAAUACAUGAGGCAGCCAUUCUAGGCCGUUGGGACAUAAUCAACGAGUUUAUGUCCAGGUGGCCACACUGUGUCGAAAUCCGGAGUUCAGAUCAUAAGUCUGUUUUACACUUUGCGGUGGAAUAUAAUCAGUUUGAGAUUGUGCGCAAUCUGCUAUUAAUCAAAUCGCCUCGAAAAGUCAUAGAUUGGGUGAGCCGGGACCAUGACUGCUUUUAUAAUACAUCGUUACAUUUGGCAGCAAAAAAUGGAGUGGAUCCCCAGGUUUGACAUCCUUAGUAUAAUCUAUUGUUUUCUGUGCUGAUCGUCCGUGUGUAGACUACAUUAAUUUAUGUAGGCUUUCAUCCCUGUUUUCAUGAAAAUCUUUGCUUCCUAAUUGAAUAGAGAACUUAGGUUACAUA